CCAGGGCUGCAGGAGCCGGCGCCGCGGCCUCAGCAAGAGCGGUGGGGACCCAGCGGACCACGACGAAAGCGCACAGGCAGCCGGGCCGGGCCGCCACGGGCAGAGCGGCCGCCGGGAAGCGGGCGGGAAGCCGGGCGGGCAGCGGACAGCCGCCGAGCCGCGGAGCGACAUGGUGCUGCUCAAGGAGUAUCGAGUCAUCCUGCCUGUGUCUGUAGAUGAGUAUCAAGUGGGGCAGCUGUAUUCUGUGGCCGAGGCCAGCAAAAAUGAAACUGGCGGUGGUGAAGGCGUGGAGGUCCUGGUGAAUGAACCUUAUGAGAAGGAUGGUGAGAAAGGCCAGUAUACCCACAAGAUCUACCACCUACAGAGCAAGGUACCCACAUUUGUUCGAAUGCUGGCCCCAGAGGGAGCACUGAAUAUACAUGAAAAAGCAUGGAAUGCCUACCCAUAUUGCAGAACUGUUAUUACAAAUGAGUACAUGAAAGAGGACUUUCUGAUUAAAAUUGAAACUUGGCACAAACCAGAUCUUGGCACCCAGGAGAAUGUGCAUAAACUGGAGCCUGAGGCAUGGAAACAUGUGGAAGCCAUAUAUAUAGACAUUGCAGAUCGAAGUCAAGUACUUAGCAAGGAUUACAAGGCAGAGGAAGACCCUGCAAAAUUUAAAUCUGUCAAAACAGGCCGAGGACCCUUGGGUCCAAAUUGGAAGCAAGAACUUGUAAAUGAGAAAGACUGGCCAUAUAUGUGUGCAUACAAACUGGUUACUGUCAAGUUCAAGUGGUGGGGCCUGCAGAACAAAGUGGAAAAUUUUAUACAUAAGCAAGAGAAGCGUCUGUUUACAAAUUUCCACAGGCAGCUGUUCUGUUGGCUUGAUAAGUGGGUUGAUCUGACCAUGGAUGACAUUCGAAGGAUGGAAGAAGAGACGAAGAGACAGCUAGAUGAGAUGAGACAAAAGGACCCAGUGAAAGGAAUGACAGCAGAUGACUAAAGCCACCCCUCCCCCUUCUGCACUUUUCGCAAGACAGUGGUCAACAGGAAGGCCCAGCAGCUCCACCCUCCUGAGUGACAGGCCAUCUUCGGACGCAGCCUUUCUGUGCCCAUUCUUCAGGCAACUUUCAAUUCCUUACUGUAGCUAAUUCUAGAUGCCCUUUAAUAUUGUGAACAAAUAGACCGUCUGGUAUUACGGGAGCCUGCUCUUCUGAGAUAUGUGGUGUAUAGGCUGCUGUAUUUACACCUCCUCCCUCUCUCUCCAUUGUGUUCUGCCCCAUUUCUGGAAAUGCCCCCACCUUUAUUUCCAAGUGACAUUUUUAGUCUUCAAGUUAGCUGCCUUUUGUGAUGUGGUGAUUUAAGUUCAUUUGUUUUCAGCCUUGGGAUAAACUGAGGUAUUUUGCUUCCUGGGCAGAUCCUUGAAAUUUUAAAUGCUCACCUGGGGAGAGAAGAUGAGUUAGAAAUACAGUAUCCUCCCCUAUUUCCCCCACCUAGUUCCACAGAAUAGCAAUGUGGCUUCAUAACUCUUACCUCUCUUCCCAGUUACCCAUUGUUACAAUGUACUAAGCACGAAGGAGGUACCCAAGGCCCAGAUUCUGUUUAAAGAAAAUUUAACCCAUAUGAAUAAUCCCUGCCCCUGUCAUUGCAUCUCUGGCCACUGUUUUUACAAACAAGCGUGAUUUCUUGGUCUUUCUGUUGCCCACUCUGUCUGAAUUUCUCUGCAGAGCCUACAAGACACCCUGGUCACCUUUCUACCUGGAGGGAAUUGUCCGGCGUGGCCCUUAGAAUUGAAUCUGCCCCAUAGAUACCAAUCCAUCUGACCCCUGAGGAGCUAGCUCUAGGCUCCUCUUCCCUUUUGGGCUGGUGCUGCCACUCAGCAAUAAUCCUGUUUUCUCUAUGCUUUCUUUGAUCCCUGUCCUCUGUCUUUGAGGCUGGUUAGGAUGCAGAAGUCCUGAUCUUUUCAUGCUGCACAAAAUGAGCAUGCAAAAAUUCCCUCCUGCCCCAGCAGAACAUGUACCCUCUUGUCUCCAAUCACUGGAAAAGAAUUUGGGAAUCACGAACUCAGCUUGUCCUGCCCAUGCUGAGUUCUGUCCUGGACAAUCAGAAGUAAGCACUGAUCAUAAUGGAAGAACUCCACUAAAGUAGACUGGUGAACAAGUCCAGGCUCCAGGGAAGUAGAAAUUGCUGAGUGCUUCCCAGUUCCUUGACUCAGCAGAACCUGAGUAUGCCUUCUUGAUGGGAGAAUAUGAGAUAGCUAUGGUGUCACCUGACAUUUCCCAAGCCUUGUGAAGUAUGUUGGCCUGAGUGUGCAGUGACCCAAACCCAUACUAGCCUGGGUCCCUCUGCUAAUGAGAGAAACCAAAUCUGUUUAGAAUGAGAAGUGGGAAGGGACAUUUUAUCCUUAAGUUUUGUCUGUGUGUUUGCCUUACUCAUUUCCAAGUGCAAUAAUGGAGCAUCUCACAGAUUGCACCUGUGAUAUCCUCCUGACAGAUGCUUCCCUGUGGCCCUCCUAGGGCAAGGGCAGACAGAUUCAGAUCCCUCAGCAUGGUUAGCUCUGACCUUCAUUGAGGUCCCUUUGGGACCAGGAGAUAUCUCAUUAUAGGUACCUUCCUAUGUAUUAAUCUCCUCACCUUGUAGGGUCUUUGGUAAUGGACCUGGGGCAUUUCAGCUGGUGAUCAGCAUCUCAACUGCUAGGAGCAUGGAUUGGAUUGGAUUGGAAAAGUUGAAGAGAGACAUUCCUACAGAAGAAAAAUUAAAAUGUUUUCCUGCAAGCUCUAUAUUAGCUAUUAAUUAUAUUUGUGCUUAAAGAUUUUUCUUCUUCAUUCAUCAACUAGGUGAAGUCCAGGUGUGGGUUUUCUUGGGAGAAACUGAAACUCUAAGUAGACAGUUGUUUAUGUGGUGUGAGGAUCAGCAGAUGUUAGCCUCCUUUGUUCAGUUCUUUGAGAUCUACACAUAUCACUUCAGCUCUGGUGGGGGCUGACUCUUCGUUUGCCUUUUCUCUGGCUUCUCCCACUUCUACCUGUUGCCCUGUUUGAAAGCAUCUAAAUGAGCUGAGCUGGAAUUUCUCAAGAUCAGCCUAGAUCUGGGGCUCCUGCCCACACAAACAAAAGGAGGGAUAUCUCUUUCUAAUCCAUCCCUAUGGAUGAUGUUGCUGCUGGGCAAUAGUGUUGGCUUCUUUUAAGUGGCUCCUUCCUUCUUUUCCUUCUCCACCCCAAAACUGAUAUGAGCACUCAGAGGGGCUUAUGAUGAGCAAAGGCUUAGCUCCAGGGAUUACACCUGCCGCUGUGCCAUGCCCCUUCAGACCAGCUGCUUCCAUUAGAUUUCCAGGGUCUUUGUCCCAAAUGAAAGCAGCAAUGCCUCUACACAAGGGCUGCUGGGCCUCCUCAUUGAGAGGUCAGGGACAGGGUCAGUAUUGUGGGCACGUGUAUAUCUUCCCAUGUUCUCCUUUCACAGUCCAUACCAGGACUCCCUGACUUAUUUUGGUUGGUUCCUAGUGCUCCUUCUUUUACAAACUACACUUUGUAGAACUGAUUAGAUUACCUUGUUUAUUUAAUGUGAGUUUGUGCCUUUUUGUCUCAAUCUUCCAAUACAGGUAUAUUGGGAAAAAAAAGCAGUCUAAUAAAAUCCUAGACAGAG
This is a messenger RNA of Ictidomys tridecemlineatus (thirteen-lined ground squirrel), 3618 nucleotides long. RefSeq names its product phosphatidylinositol transfer protein alpha (gene Pitpna). Gene Ontology annotation, cellular component: cytoplasm. Lineage: Eukaryota; Metazoa; Chordata; Mammalia; Rodentia; Sciuridae. Gene Ontology annotation, biological process: phospholipid transport. The record is from RefSeq and is a predicted model, not a curated record. Gene Ontology annotation, molecular function: phosphatidylinositol binding; phosphatidylinositol transfer activity; phosphatidylcholine intramembrane carrier activity.